AUGCGUGCGGUGGUUGGAAACCAGUGGUCCCUGAGGCCCAAGUUGUACGAACAAGCGAAGAAAUUAAGCUUUUUGCCGAACGACGGAAAUUUUUUCGCCGACGAUACGAUCGCGACUGCAGCCGUGAAAGACGAAUUAAAGAAAGACUUGAAGCAGGAGAUUGACGCUUUGAGUAGCGCGGAGGAUCCGAACAAAUGGCGGCAGCAGAUCCUGGACCAGAAUGUGUACUACACCACCGGGAAAAAACUCCAGAAAGUUGCCACACUGUGCCUGAUGGCGAGCAAGCUGCUGGCCGACGAGGGCAAAGACUACACCGACAGGUGCACGACGAUGCUGGAGAACGCGUUUGGUUGCUUGAUCAACCCGCAAGUUGCGGAGACGAAGCAGGGAACGGAGCAGGGACAAGACCACCUGUGCCAGAAGACCUCGG
This is a messenger RNA of Amoebophrya sp. A120, 430 nucleotides long. The record is from the annotation of a GenBank genome assembly. NCBI's taxonomy places the organism in Eukaryota, Dinophyceae, Syndiniales, Amoebophryaceae.